CAUGGCUUCUCCGAUCUCCUCCAAUGUCCGAGUUUUUGCCUCCGCGACUGCCGAAGCCACACACCGCUUGGCCUGUUGGUACCUGUCUGCUGCCCCCGGAGUCAUUAGAUGCAUCAGCCAAAAGAACCCAAUAGGACUCCUUUAUCAGCUUGACGGCAUGCCUCACCGCCACGACAGGCACUGACCACAUUGCGGCCACAGAUCAGAUCAGCCGCAUCGACAAUAGAACAUGGUCCACUCAGACUCAAUGUCCAACACCUCCCUUGUGACAUUUUCAAAGUUCUUCCAGAGUUGGAAAUUGAAACUCUCUCUGACGGUAGUUCCCAGCAGACCUUCACAAUGUGUUGGGCCUGCCAGGUCUGACCGGCAUCCUCCUCCCACCAACAGAGCCAACUCACCACCAGCACCUCCACUGGCAGCGCACCAAGACACGCCCCUGCUCGCGCUGAGCGCAGCACGCCCACGCAGCGACAAGGCUGCAGGCAAUCAGGAAUCUGCGCACCUGGGACUAAUGAGAGGGAGCGGCAUAAAGACCAGCGGACCCGAGGAACCUUUGCCAGAACGUAGCCUAUCUUCACAUAUCUUUCCCGUCUCCUGUGAUCGAGAUGAGGAGAGUGUGAGCGAGUGCUGCAUGGUAUGUUCUCUAGGAGGAUGUGUGACGUCAGGACAAGGUCUUCCAGUGGCAGAGGACAGGGCAUCCAGGAGAUGUGAGCAUGCAGGUCUUUUCUGCGGAGUGGUUGCUCAGAUGACAGUCAGACCCUUUUCCAUCCUCUUCAUCAUCCUCAUCAUCAUGGCCCCUUGUGGACAAAACACUCUUCAAGAGGCUGAGGAACAUGUCCAGAGUGGGGAGGACUUCCUGUAG
This is a messenger RNA of Nerophis lumbriciformis (worm pipefish), 862 nucleotides long. NCBI's taxonomy places the organism in Eukaryota, Metazoa, Chordata, Actinopteri, Syngnathiformes, Syngnathidae. The record is from RefSeq and is a predicted model, not a curated record.